AUGCCCGACUUCUACUACGCCAGCAUGUCCCCGCCCUGCCGAGCCGCCCACUUGGUAGCGAAGGCCGUGGGCGUCGACCUCAACCUCAAACCCAUUGACCUGUCGAAGGGAGAGCACAAGAACCCCGAUUUUGUGGCCAUCAACCCCCAGCAUUGCGUCCCGACCCUCGUGGACGGAGAUCUCACGCUGUGGGAGAGUCGCGCCAUCUGCACGUACCUGGCCUCGCAAUACGGAAAGAAUGACAGCUUCUACCCAACCGACCCCAAAACACGUGCCAAGAUCGAACGUUUCCUCUAUUUCGAUAUGGGAACUCUUUACGAUCGCUUUGGCAAAUAUGCGUACCCCGUCCUGUUCAGCGGCGAGCGCCCCGACCCCGCCAAGCUGGAGAACCUGCACGAGGCCCUCGGCUGGCUGAACGACUUCAUCGCCGGCAGCAGCUGGGCGGUGGGAGAGAGCUACACCGUCGCCGACUGCGUCCUCGUGGCCUCCGUCUCCAGCUUCGAGGCGGCGGGCAUUGACCUCAGUCGCUACAGCAGGAUAACGACCUGGCUGGAGAAGUGCAAGACCUCUCUGCCGGGUUAUGACGAGGUCAGUGCCCAGGGCCUCGCCAUCUUCACCGGAUUUGCCAAGGAGGCGCUGAGCAAAUAG
Messenger RNA from Penaeus indicus, 648 nucleotides. Its product is annotated as glutathione S-transferase 1-like. Gene Ontology annotation, biological process: glutathione metabolic process. The coding region runs from base 1 to 648 and encodes 215 amino acids. Gene Ontology annotation, molecular function: glutathione transferase activity. Lineage: Eukaryota; Metazoa; Arthropoda; Malacostraca; Decapoda; Penaeidae. The transcript is spliced from 3 exons. The record is from RefSeq and is a predicted model, not a curated record.